Molecule: messenger RNA, 2032 nt
Organism: Macadamia integrifolia
Lineage: Eukaryota; Viridiplantae; Streptophyta; Magnoliopsida; Proteales; Proteaceae
Product: UPF0481 protein At3g47200-like
Exons: 3
Coding region: 309-1946 (545 amino acids)
Source: RefSeq, a predicted model, not a curated record
CUAAUUGCAAAAUAGAAAUGGGAAAAAUGCCUAUGCCCUGACUCAUGGCAUCUUCAUAUUAUACAGGUAUAUUCUUCAUCUGAGCAAGAACAGCAUUUGAAAAUUCAGAUUAGCCCCCCAACUUCGAGAUUACCGAAGAGCCUGUGGACAACUUGCUUUUUGGAUUUGAUUUCCUCGCACUUCCUUGAUUGGCUCAACUCAGUCUUCACAACAGGAAAAAGAGGAAGAGAAAAGAAGAGGGGAGCUUGUGAAAGAAAGAACUAAAAUUUGAUUUCAAAGCACAGAGACUUGAAGAGUCUGAGAGAGAGAUGGUGGCAGUAUUUAACAAGGAGCUAUUAAGUUGGUACCUCCUCACUGUCAAACUCAGGGAGACCGUAGAAACUGGCAUUGCGAAGUCGUCACCCGGUUCUACCCCAUCACGCGACCUGCCAUUGGAAUCAACCCAACAAUCACAGCCAACGUCGGAAUUGAAAUCACCCUCCUUCUCGCAUUUGAUAACAAUCAAUAAUGGUGGUGAAAAUGUCGAAGAAGAAGAAGGGAAUCGGAAGGAAUCAGAGUGGGUGAUCUCCAUUAGGGAGAAGCUAGAGCAAGCACGUCAUGACCAUGACGCAGCCGCAUGGGCUAAGCUCUGCAUCUACCGAAUCCCACGGAGCCUCCGGGAGGGCAACGACUCCUACAAGGCCUUCGUUCCCCAAAUCGUUUCCCUGGGUCCCUACCAUCACGGCCAGGAACACCUCCGAGAUAUGGAGCGGCACAAAUGGCGUGCCCUCCACAGGAUUCUCAAGCGAACCCGCCAGGACGUGACGCUUUACCUCGAUUCCCUCCAGGACCUCGAGGAGAAGGCUCGCGCGUGCUACGAAGGCUCCAUCUCUCUCAGCAGCUACGAAUUCGUGGAGAUGUUGGUGCUCGACGGCUGCUUCGUCCUCGAGCUAUUCCGAGGAGCCGCCGAAGGUUUCAAGCAUCUGGGCUACUCCCGCAACGAUCCGGUCUUCGCAAUGCGGGGGGUGAUGCACUCCAUCCAGCGCGACAUGAUCAUGCUGGAGAACCAGAUCCCACUCUUCGUACUCGAUCGCCUUCUGGGUCUCCAGAUCGGUGAGCCCGACCAGAGAGGACUGGUGGCCAAGCUCGCCCUCCGAUUCUUCGACCCAUUAAUGCCGACAGAUGAGCCGCUGAUGAAGCGCGAGAGGGACAAGCUGGAGUCAUCGCUGGGUCAGUCGUCUACUGCCACCACCCCCUUCGACCCCUUGACGGACCAGAUGGGCCUUCACUGCCUGGACGUGUUCCGGCGGAGCCUCUUGCGGAGAGGGCCUGGUCCCGAGCCACCCCCCGUGUUGAGGAGUUGGAUGAAAUGGAGGUUAUACUCGGCGAGGGUGGCGGACAAGCGGCGGCAGCAGCUGAUCCACUGCGUGACGGAAUUGAAUGACGCAGGGGUGAAGUUCAGGAAGAGGAAGACGGAUCGUUUCUGGGAUAUCAAGUUCGAGAACGGGGUUUUAUGGAUACCUAGACUGUUGAUCCACGACGGGACCAAGUCUCUGUUCCUGAACCUCAUUGCGUUCGAGCAGUGCCACCCAGAAAGCAGCAACGACAUCACGGCGUAUGUGAUAUUCAUGGACAAUCUCAUAAACUCGCCAGAAGACGUGGGGUACCUGCACCAUUACGAUAUUAUCGAGCACUGGAUGGGGAGCGACGCGGAGGUGGCGGAGCUGUUCCACAGGCUAUGUCAGGAAGUGGUGUACGAAAUCAACGACAGCGACCUCUCCCGACUGUCGGAGGAGGUGAACCGAUACCACAACCACAGGUGGAACUCAUGGAAGGCCACCUUGAAGCAUAACUACUUCAACAACCCCUGGGCUAUCAUCUCCGUCUUCGCUGCUAUCUUCUUGUUGUUUCUCACUUCCGCACAGAGCUUUUACAGCGUUUAUGCAUACUAUAGGCCAAACCCUUGAAAAAUAAGCAGCAGAAACCCCCAAAUCAGGGUUUUAGAAGUUGGAACAAAAGAUUAAUACAAAUUCUUUGUUUACUGAGCAAGUUA